Messenger RNA from Danaus plexippus (monarch butterfly), 4377 nucleotides. It is a transcript of the gene Slmap, whose product is annotated as sarcolemmal membrane-associated protein. Gene Ontology annotation, molecular function: protein binding. NCBI's taxonomy places the organism in Eukaryota, Metazoa, Arthropoda, Insecta, Lepidoptera, Nymphalidae. The transcript has 13 exons. Bases 458 to 2842 code for a protein of 794 amino acids. The record is from RefSeq and is a predicted model, not a curated record.
CGGUAGGUAACCCAACUCAACAAAACAAAUGUCCGAUUCGUGCGCCCAUUUCGUAAGUUCUUCAAACGAUAAUUUUAAUCAACGCCCUUAAAAGUAUUAUGUUCUAAUAUAUCAGGGCCUACGUUGAUUGCUUUACAUAUAGUUUAAAAAUGUCACACGAUUUCUAGUUGAUAUAUUUUUUAAAGAUUUCUAUGGUUUUUUAGCAACUAAUAGACCAGUAGGCGAGAGGAAUCAAGUUUCAUCUUAUAUUCAAAGUGUUUUCUUAUGUGUAAACUUUUUUAAAAUUAUAAAACACACAACCUAAACUACUCAUACUACAAUUAUGCCUUUCUGAAGAUGACAGGAAAUGAGGUAUACCUUUCGCCAUGAUCUCAGUGUUAUGAUUGUUUUUAUCUUCGAUGUGGAACUCGUUCCUUGACGAUCGAGUUACGAAUGAUCACUCUGAGCGAGGUGUGCAAUGGUGAUAGCAAAGAUAAAGAGCGCUAAGGGGGCACAAAUGAGUAAAACAAUAAAAAAUAUGGAGUAUAACUGGAUGAGAGGAGCAAUAAAUCCAGAUCCCCCUAAUAAUCAAGAAGCGGGAGUUCCUAAGGCAGUCUUCAUACCUCACUCCAAUUCUCUGCCAUUUGAGGAACGACAUGUCACAUUGGAGCAUCCAGUGAAGAUCGGCAGAAAUGUGUACCGUGCGACACCAUCGCCAACGAAUACCAUAUUCGAAUGCAGGGUCCUCUCCAGGCACCAUGCGACGCUGUACUACGACAAGGGACAUUUUUAUCUAUUGGACAAUGAGAGCAGCAACGGGACGUUCGUGAACAAUAACCGUUGCACGCUCACUAACACUGAGCCGCACGAGGUGUUCUCUGGGGACGUGGUGCAGUUCGGGAUACCUGUGGUCGAGAACACAGCCAACUCUGAGAAGAACCCGUUCCCACCGGUGAUAGCUCUGUUGAAACUGUACCACCCCGAUGGCAGUGAAGCCCAGCUGUCCUUCAACCCGUCGAUGACGACACCGCUCCAUCUGAAGGAACUGUACCAGCUGAACAACUUCGUUCAGGAGGCGAUACAACGCGAAGCUUCCUUAGAGACACGCCUGCGGACGUUAAGGGAAUGCGUUGAAAGGACGAGAUCCGAAGCGGCGGCCUCGUGGGAGCUGUUCGUGGGGGAGCAGCGGCUCCUAAUGAGGGUCCACACUCUGGAAGCAAUGCUGGCAGCUGGGAAACAUCCUGACGAAGUACAGGUCGCCCAGCUGCUCAGCGACAAGAGGAACUACCAGGAAGUGGCCCAGGAGAGUCUCCGUAUGGCGCACGAACAACGUCUGUCGCUAGAGGAAUCGCUGGAGCGUCGCAGUAGGGAGGCGGCGGCGCUGCAUCAUCAGAACUACGCCUUACAUUUGGCCGCCACCAACGCUAUGCAAGAAUUGCAAAAAUUGGCUGCGCGCUGUGAGCGUAAGAUGUGCGCGGCGAGGCUCGCGGUAACCGCGGCCGAGGAGAGGGAACAGGCGCUGAGAAAACAUCUUCCACUAGCGUAUUCGGUACAAAACGGCGAGGCGAAAAUGUUAGUAGUGAGUACAGACAGCAACAAACUGCAAGAAGCCAAACGAACCGGCUCCUUGGAGGAAGCGGUCCGCGCCCUGCCCGACUACAUCAAACUGUUGUUGCCACAGAAUCUGCUUAAUAAGGUUGGCAUCAAAGCUGUGUCGGCCGAAGGGAAGUCAGCCAAGGAGUUUGAAUUAAUAUUGAAGAAGAACAACUUGCAUAAUUCCGAAGGCAGAGAAAAACAAGAGAAGGAGGAAGGCGGUGUCGGCGGCAGCGGGGAGAAGUCCUCCGAGGCUGAUCUGUGUACAGACGACGAGAAACAUUCGAGACUCAACCACGAUGGUGGGAAUGAGGAAUCUUUGAGUCCCUUGGACGGUGAACUACGUCCCGAUAAUAAUGCCAAUUCGACCUACAACGACGCUGAUGUCAAAGAAGACUCGCCGAGCAAAGCCGGCGUGGAGUACGCGAACAUCCUGCGCGUGAUGGCCGGCCUGAAUGAGGAGAUAAAAGUGUUGCGGGAGAGGGUGAGCGUCGCCGCGGCAGAGAACGAGGCUCUCAGGACGGUGAGGGACGAGCUGCUGGCCGCCAGGGACGAGCCGCGAGAAGAGGACAGCGAACACGACGCGGCCGCCUACAAGGCCAGGAUCUCUGAGUUACAGGAGCAACUGACUCGGUCCACGGCUACAGAGGAGGCGAAUCUCGCUAAGAUCCAGCGACUGACGACGAAUGCGGCCGAGAUGCAAGCCGAGCUCGCCUUCAGACCCACCAGAGACGACAUCGACGACCUCACCACCAUGGUCGGGAAGCUGAGGGCGGAGGUGCUGGAGAGAGACGACGUCAUCCAGCGACUGCAGGCGCAGCUCAGGGAGAGGGCGGACACCGUGGACCGCGCCGUGGAGACGUCGAGGUCAUUAGAGAACAUCAAAGAAGCCGCCGACGACAUCGACACGAAACAGAUAUCGGCCGACAUAGACGAGAUGUUCCGCCUGGACUACGACGACGACGAGAGCGACUCCGCCGCCACCGAGAUCAACAGGGACGAGGAGCUGAGCGCCGGCGAGUACGUGAAGCUGGACGACGACGAGCGGCUCAGGGUCACCAUGAGGAACGGGUCACUGCACGCUUUGGAGGAGGAGCUGGUGCGGGCCAAGGAGCGCUGGGCGGAGGUCUGCGCCGAGAGGGCGAGGCUGGCGGCCCAGCUCGCCUCCGCACAGAAACCACUGAGGUUCGACAUCGGCCACGCGCUGGCCCUGGCGCUGCCUCUGAUGCUGGCCUGCCUGUACUAUAUGCUGCUGCCCUACCUGUCCUGAUUGACGGCCACCUGGGACCCGCCCGGAUACCGAUAGCGACGUGCGUCAGAGGAACUUUGCUCACUAUAUUUUUUUGACCGGGUCCUGAUCGCGCCAGUGACGAUCCGUUCCACCUCCGCCACGUCAGCAUCACAGCUCUUCACAGCUACAGUAUAUCGCGAAUGGCCGGUGUGGUUUUAGAGUAAUUUUAGGUUUUAUUGAAAUAGUUGUUUCGUUCGCUGGCGGCCUCCGUCGGGGUCGUCGGAGGUCGUGGGGCGUCGCGGAGGCAGUCUGAUAUUGCGCUUGCAUCGGGAGUGCCAUUGACUCGAGUGUGUUGCGUCUUGUGAGAUACUGAGUUGUUUCUUUGUAAUGUCGGUAUCCUAUUGAUAGAUAUAAUGAAUUUGUUGUUGAUAUCUGCCAUAAUAAUAUACUGUACAUUUUUAUGUUUAAGGCCUAACGACUGUCUCGAGCUGUAAAAUUCAUUUGUAUGUGCUAUUUGAAACAAUUUAAAUUUAAUUAACCUGUCGUACAAAUGUUCGGUUAUAUAUAAAUAAAUGAUUUUGGAAUUCGUUGGAAAUUUUUGGAUAUUGAUAUAUUCGGAUGUGUUCAUCGUUACAUGAAUUUGGUAUGUGGUCUGUAGCGAGCGGUAUUUUUGGUCUACAGAGAGCGUUUUGUUGGUCUAAGCGAGCGAUUUUUUUUUUGGACUACACGUUACUAACUAUCAUCGAGCUAAACAUAUCAGUCUGUGUGGAGCAGGAGUCUCGUUUGUCGCGAGGCGGACGAGGCCAUGAUUAUUUUGCAUUUUUCUAGUCUUAGUAACGUUUCUUUUCGCUGUUUUUCUGUUACACUCGUCGAUGAUAUUGCUUCGAUCUGUUCAAAAGAACCGAGUCCACACGGACUUGUGGAUCACGAGUGUCUGACAUGGCUAUUAUAUAUAGGACGGUAGUCUCAUAGAUUUUGAUACUACGAAUAGACGCGGAGUAUUUGUUGAGCGGACGGACUCGCUUGCACGUUAGCGUUUUGAGUUUUGCCGUUUCUUGUUUUAGUUUGAUUAGUCGUUUUGUAAAUUGUUUUAGAUGUUAAAGUCUGGUCACAAAAACGCUUCGGUCCCCCGUGAUGUUCCGACACGUAGCGUUUGCGCAAACUAUAAACACCGCGACAUAUCUCCUCAAGCUUUGUUAUGCGAUGUUCAGACGGACCCGUGCUGUGGAGCACAGCCUCGGUCCGCGGAGCCAGCCUCGCUGUGAUGAAGGCCAAUAGGAAAUUAUGUAACAGAAGUGUAUUACUAACAAUUUAAUUAUAUCCUUAGAUUAUCUUUAACUUAACCACGUUGAAUCACUGUCUUAAAGUAUAUUUAUUUUUUAUUGUUGCACUGAUUAUUAUUAUUAUUUUUUUUUUUUUGUUACGUUGAAUGUUUUAUUUUGCGUUCAGACCACCUUAUUGUAAAUAGUUUGUACUCCUUAUGUUUAGUUUCUCGAUGUCGAAGAAUUUAUGUUGUAUUUUAUGGAGGAGGAGAACAUUCGAUGUGGAUGUACUGAUAAAUUUAUUGGAAAUAA